This is a messenger RNA of Nothobranchius furzeri (turquoise killifish), 2112 nucleotides long. Its product is annotated as F-box only protein 32. Gene Ontology annotation, molecular function: protein binding. Gene Ontology annotation, biological process: protein ubiquitination. The record is from RefSeq and is a predicted model, not a curated record. Gene Ontology annotation, cellular component: cytoplasm; nucleus; SCF ubiquitin ligase complex. NCBI's taxonomy places the organism in Eukaryota, Metazoa, Chordata, Actinopteri, Cyprinodontiformes, Nothobranchiidae.
AGGAUAAAAGUGAGCUGCGCAGUGUCAACACUCAGGAAACUAAAGCGCUGCAGGGACGUGACACUCUUCAUUAAACGCGUAUUUAAAAGGUUGGUUCGUUGGCUUUAGAGCAGCGGCCGAGUCAGAAUGCCUUUCCUUGGACAGGAUUGGAGGUCACCGGGUCAGAACUGGGUCAAGACCGAAGAUGGGUGGAAAAGGACAGCAGCAGACGGCAGAAACAGCAACAACGUCUCCGCGGAGAGCUUCUGCAAAGUCAAAGAGGCAGAGAGCUUCAACAAGGAGAACCUGCUGUUCUCCCUCAGCUAUGAUAUGGCUGCCAGAAAGAGGAAGAAAGACCUGAUGAACAACAACAGCAAGAUCCCUUAUUUCCACAGGGAGAAGUGGAUUUAUGUUCAUAAAGGAAGCACCAAGGAGCGCCAUGGUUAUUGUACACUCGGCGAGGCCUUCAACCGCUUGGAUUUCUGCAGCGCCAUCAAGGACACCAGGAGAUUUAAUUACGUUGUCAGACUGCUAGAGCUUAUCGCCAAGUCCCAGCUCCCCUCGCUCAGCGGAGUGGCGCAGAAGAACUACAUGAAUAUUCUGGAGAGGGUUGUUCAGAAAGUCCUGGAUGACCAGCAGAACGUCCGUCCCAUCAAAGAGCUGCUGCAGAUGCUCUACGUCUCGCUGUGCGGUCUGGUUCAGGACAUGGGCAAGUCCGUCCUGGUGGGGAACAUCAACAUCUGGGUGCACCGCAUGGAGAACAUCCUGCAGUGGCAGCAGCAGCUGGACAGCAUCCAGAUCAACAGGCCCACGUCCACGGGCAUGGCUCUGACCGAGCUGCCAGCCAGCCUGCAGCUGAACAUCAUGCAGCGUCUGUCGGACGGCAGGGACCUGGUCAGUUUGGGACAGGUGUGUCCAGAGCUCGGGAGCCUUGCUGAGGACCGCCUGCUGUGGAAGAAACUCUGUCAGUACCACUUCACAGACCGACAGAUCUGCAAACGUCUGAUGUUGUCGGAUAAAGGCCACCUGGAGUGGAAGAAGAUGUACUUCAAGCUGAGCCGCUGCUAUCCUCUCAGAGAGCAGUACAGCGACACGCUGCACCUCUGCACACACUGCCACAUCCUUUUCUGGAAGGACACGAAUCACCCCUGCACAGCCAACAACCCAGAGAGCUGCACCACCGCCCUCUCCCCUCAAGACUUCAUCAAUCUGUUCAACUUCUGACGCCUCGGCCCCAGAUGAGCUGCUGUACAUAUGGAUGUUGAUGUUUCUGUCCCAGGAAGGUCCUGGAUGUAGGUUUAGUCUUGGUGUGACGCAGGCGGUAGGACGAGGAUGCAAUUUUCGAACGUCUGUGAAGGGUUCACCUGUGAAAGGGACUGAAUGUGGUGAAAGGGAUGCAGGUGUGUGCGUUUAGUCUUCGGUGUGGUUUCUGAAGCCACUCCUCUGUUUUCCUCCUGUUAGGAGGUUUUUAUUUUGACUUUAGAGGCGAGGAAGAUGAAGUUGAUGGGAUUAAAUUGCAGAGCGAGGCCUGCACACACGGGGAGGUGCAAUAUGUUUAAUGUACAUAUUUUAUUUUAUUUUAUUUUUCGUGUUCUGGGAUGGCCGAGAGGCUCCUGUUAAGCUGCAGAAGUAACCCAGAUGGAGGAUCUGAUGUUCUGACUUCUGUUAUUUUUUAUCACUUUUAUAUGGAUUUGAUAAUUUUUUUAACCAUUUUCUUUCUAUGGCUGUAAUUACAGCAGCACCUGUGUGUAUUAUUAUUACCAAAGAUUUGUAAUGAGAGCCAGCAUAAGCACGGUGUAUUGUGAGACUUAAAACAAUCCUGGUACCAUCUGUGUCUUGCUGCCACCCGUUUAACUCGGAUGCAGUUUUUUUCCUUCAUAAUUACAACGAAGUGUCUGAUUUACACUUUUCCAGGCUGCUGGAAGCAACGUGUUUCUGUAAAAGCCUCCUGCAUAUUUUUUUACACACCCAGCUGAUUGUUUACGUAUUUCUUGGAACUUUAGACAAAUGGUUGAAUUUGUUUGGGAGCAACGGGGUCCAGCUUGCCUGGAUCGGCUCAGAUGCUGCUGUCUGUACGUCCCCACUAUGCAGUCUGUCUGUUUGGUUUAAUAAAUAAAACAAAAUAUUCUAAAA